UGUCUAUUGUUGGGGGAUUUUGCGUGUAACUUUACGCUCGUGUCGGACAGCUGCCACCACUGGACUCGGACAGAGCCGAACUGUCGUUCCUGUGAUGCCCCAGGGCGGGCUGAGCUGGUCAGGGUUGCGAUGCCUUACGUGGACCGACAGAAUCGCAUCUGCGGCUUCCUGGACAUCGAGGAGAAUGAGAGCAGCGGCAGGUUCCUGCGCCGAUAUUUCAUCCUGGACACUCAGCAGGGCAACCUGCUGUGGUACAUGGACAACCCACAGAAUCUGCCUAAAGGUGCAGAGAAGGUGGGAUCUCUUAAACUCACCUACAUCUCCAAGGUCAGUGAUGCCACCAAACUCAGACCAAAGGCUGAGUUCUGCUUUGUUAUAAAUGCAGGAAUGAGGAAGUUUUAUCUGCAGGCCAAUGACCAGCAGGAUCUGGUGGAAUGGAUCAGCGUUCUCAACAACGCCACCAAGAUCACUGUGCCAAAGCCAGGCGAGGGCCACACCGGCCACACAGAGACUCCCCAGGAAGUACUUGGAGCCAUGAAACAGGUCUCCUACAAGACUGAAAUCAUAGGUGGAGUCCCUAUCAUCACCGCUACACAGGAGCAGGGGGAGGGGCAUAACGAGGCGGAGCGUGGAGGCUUGAAGCGAGGUCAGAAUCACCUGCCCUACUACCUGUCCAGAGGAGCGCAGGACCAGGCCAUCAUCAAGGCUGGAUACUGUGUCAAACAGGGGGCUCUGAUGAAGAAUUGGAAGAGGAGGUACUUCAUGCUGGAUGAAAACGCUGUCAGCUACUACAAAUCUGACCUGGAGAGGGAGGCACUGAGAGUCAUUCCGCUGAAGGAGAUCCACAAAGUGCAGGAGUGUAAACAGAGUGAGCUGAUGAUGAGGGACAACCUGUUUGAAAUGGUCACCAGCUCCAGAACCUUCUACGUACAGGCUGACAGUCCAGAGGACAUGCACAGCUGGAUUAAGGCCAUCUCAGGGGCGAUCGUUGCUCAGCGCGGCCCCGGACGCUCUGCUAACACUGUCCGUCAGGCCAGGAGGCUGUCCAGCCCUUGUAUACAGAGGUAUACGCCGUUCUGCAGUGGUGAAUGCAGCACCGUUCCUGACUCCCAGCAGAACUUCGCCAAACCAAAUGAACGCAGCGAUCACUCCUCAUCCUCUCCGACAUCCUCCUCCACCUUCUACUACCCCUCUGGCCCGGAACCACACCACCCACAAUCCUCCUCCGUCGGCGCCUCCGCGCGCCCUCAGCUUCACGCUGGACACGCACCACCAGGACAACUUCGUGGGCCUGCUCCCGUGGAGGCUAAGCGGCGUCCAGACGGUGAUGUUGCCCCUCCCUUCGGCGCGCUCCCGCCUGUCGCUGCAGGAGACGCUGCACUCUUCCAAAUAACGGCGGAGGAGGAGGACGAUUCCCCGUGGAAACAGCACAGCGAAAUGGCCCGGCAGGGGUUCGCCGGCAGCCGUGGUGGGAAGGAGCUGAACAGUCGCACCACUGAUAAGACCGACCGGCAGAUAACUCUGAUUUGACGAUAAUGAUGAUCAACGAGAACACACACA
This is a messenger RNA of Sander lucioperca (pikeperch), 1560 nucleotides long. RefSeq names its product pleckstrin homology domain containing, family A (phosphoinositide binding specific) member 1b (gene plekha1b). The transcript has 14 exons. Gene Ontology annotation, cellular component: cytoplasm; membrane. Lineage: Eukaryota; Metazoa; Chordata; Actinopteri; Perciformes; Percidae. The coding region runs from base 130 to 1530 and encodes 466 amino acids. Gene Ontology annotation, molecular function: PDZ domain binding. The record is from RefSeq and is a predicted model, not a curated record.